Molecule: messenger RNA, 962 nt
Organism: Colletotrichum navitas
Lineage: Eukaryota; Fungi; Ascomycota; Sordariomycetes; Glomerellales; Glomerellaceae
Exons: 2
Coding region: 201-761 (186 amino acids)
Source: RefSeq, a predicted model, not a curated record
GGACAACCAGAAACAAGUGCGUUCUUCACGACUUUCCGCGACGGCCCUGCAGAGAGACGACUUAAUCCCUUGCUCGUCUUCUCGUUAAUCAUAAUUACACUGAAUAUCGCUCCAUCCCACCGAACUAGGACGACUUACUCUCGAGCCAAAGGAGGCACAUGCCGCAGUAGUAAUCAGGGCCAUUUCACGAACAACUCGCGAUGCCUUCUAUCCAGAAUCUCGUUUCCCGCAGCGCCUCGGGCGUCGUCCGCCGUAGCGACGACAACGGCGUCAUGCUUAACCUCAUGAUCGUCGUCAUGGCGUUGAUCUUCUUCGCCCUCCUCCUAGUCUCCACACUCUUCCUCAUGCGCCGCAUGCGCAGACAACAACGGCAAGACACUCUUCCCACCUACCAAGAGGUGAAGGGCGUCCCCCGCAACCACCACAACCUCACCAUCCAGACAAGCCAGGACGGCCGCUCAAGUGUUCUGUACAUCGGCCAUGAAGGACGCUCGCCCAUGCUCCAGAACCCUCGGUCCGCCCCUCACUCCCCCGACAACGUCCCCGAGAUCCACAUCACCUUCCCCGACGAGCAGGACGAGGGCGGUCGCCCCAAGAGUGGCCGCGUGCUGGUCGUUCGCGUCGGUGACGGCGGCUCCGUCGGCCUCGAGCCCGUCCGCGAUGAGCAGCUGCCCGCCUACGAGAAGGAUAGCAAGUCGCAGUUCUACUCUGUCGACAUGGACUCCAUCGGCGGCCUGCGUGAGAAGGAGCGCAACAACUAAGCAUGCAUACCCAUGCAACCCUUUCAAAUGUCCCAAAUGCCCGGACAAUACCUUUCGAACUGUACGGAUGGGCACCCGCUGUACAAACAAACUAUUCAGCAUCUUUCUCGACAUGGCAUGGCGUUGGACGACACACCUUUAUACCCUGCGCACCGAUUCACUUUGAUCAAUGCAUGAUCCAUAAACAGAGGAUCGGCCAGU